AAGACUGGGAGGCGAUCCAACUCUGCCAAUUGUCCACCAUCAUCCUGCGGAUGGUCACCACAUACACCUACGUUCCUGACCUCGCAAAUCUUUGCGAGUCGAGUUCGUCGGUUAUUUAGGCUGUUCGUGACUGCCUAACCCAAUUGUCAACAGGACAUUGCGUAUAGGGUGUCGAUUGAUGGAGCGGAUCGGAGUAGAGAUCGGCCCAACCGUCGCCAAGACACCAUAGUCUCUGCUCUUGCAUCGCUGGACAGCACUGCCGGGCGUCUCGGGCGCCCAAGCUGCUGGAAACCCCCAAGCUUGACUUCAAGAAGUGAUCUUGUCUUGAGCAUCUCGGCUCGUUGACCAGGUAACGCUUCUGGGGUGGCAAAGAUGGCAAGCGCUACCAUCGGUACCCCAUCAGCCAACGGCUCGUCUCAAUCGAACGGCAAGCAGAGAUCUUCGGCCGGUCCAUCGCCGUAUGCUCAGCCUUUUGCACUGUCGGAGCAGUACAAGCAGGAGAGGCAAUCUGCAGCAGCAGCCAAUGGCACCUCGGAUCCUUCUCCUCAGCCUACACCCUUUGCGCACGAUCUUUCAGUCAAGCUGAUUUGCAGCAACUGUCAUGCUGACCCGCCCAAUAUCAUGGAGGAGUUUGCGAGCGGGGAUCUGGUUUGCGGAGAAUGUGGUUUGAUUCUCGGUGAUAGGAUCGUCGAUACGAGAAGCGAGUGGAGAACGUUUGCGAAUGAGGAAGGAGAUGAUCCUUCGCGUGUAGGUCAAGCCGACAAUCCGCUCAUGGACGGUCUGACCGAGACGCUGGGCACUCGUAUCGCCUUCGACGGCAGCGCUGGCGCCACGCUUCAAAGGGCCAUGAACAGAGUCAAUGGUACUCAGCAUCAAAACAUACUGGAUGCCUUUGAGGACAUUCAGCGCAAGUGCGAUUCCAUUCACCUCAACAGGCAAGUGAGCGAGAUAGCCAAGCAGCUGUACAAGAGGGUGGAAAUGGAGCGCAUCUUGAGGGGUAAAAAGACGGACGCGAUCAUCGCUGCUACCAUCUUCAUCGCGUGCAAGAUGGCCAAUGUUCCGAGAACCUUUGUGGAAAUUUGUGGCUUGACGAAGGUGUCGAAGAAACUCAUCGGGCAGUGCUACACUGAGAUUCAGAAAGUGUUCGGACUGAGGCAACCGAUGGCAGCAGCAGCAGCCGAAGGAUCUGGCGGAGGGGUCGGACCAACGAAUGCCGUGGACCUCAUCAAUCGCUUUUCGAAUCAUCUGGCGCUGGACCAGCCUACCAGUAGAUGCGUCAGGGAUGUGGCUGAGCAAGUUAGGAGCGAAGGUCUUCUCGCUGGUAGAAGUCCCAUCACCAUUGCUGCUGCUUGCAUCUUCUUUGCCACGACAGUGAUGGGCAAGGAGAUCAGUGCAAAGGCCAUCUCGAACGCGGCAGGCGUGAGCGACGUGACGAUCCGCACGUCGUUCAGAAACCUCGUUGAGCACAAGAACAAGAUUCUGACUUCUAGCAUGCUUGCCAAGCACAAAGAAGCUGACCCGGCGAACCUGUCUUCUUCCAACUGAAAGAAUUUACGUACUUGCUCCUUCCUCGAUCGUACCUCAGUCUGACAUAGUUUACCGAGCGCAGAGACUGACCUACCGAAUCUAUCCUCUUCGGAGUCUGCGUGUAUGCAAGCCCUCAUUUCUGAUCGCCCUGUUCGACACGCUCGCCACACACACAGAGUUCAUCCCUUCUCUGGCACGCCACUGCACCGCACUCUCGACGCGAGGGAAUUCAAAUAGAUGAUAGCUGACGCGGGGGCGAGCCUGCCAAAGAGGUGGGAGAUAGAAAAGAUGGGC
Messenger RNA from Ceraceosorus guamensis, 1821 nucleotides. RefSeq names its product putative SUA7-TFIIB subunit, factor E. Gene Ontology annotation, biological process: transcription preinitiation complex assembly; transcription initiation at RNA polymerase II promoter; regulation of DNA-templated transcription. Gene Ontology annotation, cellular component: nucleus; transcription preinitiation complex. The record is from RefSeq and is a predicted model, not a curated record. Bases 373 to 1545 code for a protein of 390 amino acids. Gene Ontology annotation, molecular function: RNA polymerase II general transcription initiation factor activity; sequence-specific DNA binding; TBP-class protein binding. The transcript is spliced from 3 exons. Lineage: Eukaryota; Fungi; Basidiomycota; Exobasidiomycetes; Ceraceosorales; Ceraceosoraceae.